Molecule: messenger RNA, 360 nt
Organism: Rangifer tarandus platyrhynchus (Svalbard reindeer)
Lineage: Eukaryota; Metazoa; Chordata; Mammalia; Artiodactyla; Cervidae
Source: the annotation of a GenBank genome assembly
AUGCACCAGAAGAGAACGAGACCAGAGACAAUGCCGGCACACACACAAAGACGGAGAGUCGAAGACAAACACACGGACAGACAUCGGCCGACAACACAGCGCUGGGUUUUUGGGCCCCCUGAAUUUUCUUGCCCCCCCGGUACUAGGUUCACCUUACCGAAUGGCGUCCACUGCUCACUAGACUCGGGAUCAGGAGAGGAACUCUCCUUCCCACAGAGGCGGCUGCCUUCCAGCGCGUCCGCUGGCCUCGGUCUUACGCCCGCUGGCCUGACCCCCUAUAGAAAGCUUUCUCCUGUGCCAGAUACCUUCCUGCUUCACAGCAGGGCCUUGGAUUUACACUGGACUUCUUGUCCUGCCUGA